This is a messenger RNA of Zerene cesonia (dogface butterfly), 7926 nucleotides long. RefSeq names its product phosphatidylinositol 4,5-bisphosphate 3-kinase catalytic subunit delta isoform (gene Pi3K92E). Gene Ontology annotation, biological process: phosphatidylinositol 3-kinase/protein kinase B signal transduction; phosphatidylinositol-3-phosphate biosynthetic process; cell migration. The record is from RefSeq and is a predicted model, not a curated record. Gene Ontology annotation, cellular component: plasma membrane; phosphatidylinositol 3-kinase complex; cytoplasm. The coding region runs from base 241 to 3402 and encodes 1053 amino acids. Gene Ontology annotation, molecular function: 1-phosphatidylinositol-3-kinase activity; 1-phosphatidylinositol-4-phosphate 3-kinase activity. The transcript is spliced from 19 exons. NCBI's taxonomy places the organism in Eukaryota, Metazoa, Arthropoda, Insecta, Lepidoptera, Pieridae.
AUAACUGUACUCCUACUUGCACGUAACGAAAUCUCUAUUUCUUUAUUUACUUUAUCAUCAAAGUGAUAAAUGGGUGAUUUUAUUAAUUAAUUUGAAUUAUUGAAUAAAUAAUGUUAAUGUUUCACGUUAAGUUGCAACCUUAAGGUGCGACUGGCGCGGAGGACCAUUUUCAGUGAAAGUUGUUAAAAUGUGUCCAGCAUCGUCGAUAUUUGUGUAAUCAGGCAAAGAAUAAACCAAACAAUGGUUCCUGCGCCGAGUUGCCCCUAUACGUGGGAUUAUUGGACGUCCACGCCGUCCGAUUACGUAGAGUUAACAUGCUUGAUGCCAAAUUCUAUUUACUUGCCUGUAACAGUCAGUUGGGAUGCAACUCUUCAAGAUGUCAAGGAGGAGCUAUGGGACAUGGCGGGGAAGAUGCCCCUCUUUGGGAUGCUUCAUGAGAUGAAUGGGUAUGUGUUCCAAUUCAUCAACUCCUUGUCUGUCCCAGAAGAGGUUAAUGAUGAGAACAAGAGGGUGCGUGACAUCAGGCCUGUGUUUGGAGUGCUUAUGAUAAUAGAGCGGUCCAUCGAGAGGCCUGGGGAACAUUUGUUGAAUACACAAAUAAGUCACUUAAUUGGAAAAGGUUUAAAUGAAUUUGAUAGUUUAAGAAGUUCAGAGGUGAAUGACUUUCGAAUGAGGAUGAGAUGUUUGGCUGAAGAGAGUCUACUGAAAAGAGCUCAAAGUACAAGAUUAGAAAGAUUAAGAUAUCACUGCCCACCGAGACUGGCUGAUAGCCCUUCUGUACCUGCUACACUUAAUAGCCAUUUAAAUAAUAAUUGUUUUAUACUUGUUACUAAAGUUGCCAAUACAGAGAUCUCAUUCACGUCAAACGUAUCAGUGAACCUAACACCCCAACAGCACGUGGAUACGAUAUUCCGCAAGAAAGCGAACUCGCUGAACAUGCGCGGCGAGCAACCGCGCAACUACGUGCUCAAAGUGUGCGGGCGGGAGGAGUACCUGCUCGGCGACUAUCCGCUCAUACAGUUCCUUUAUAUACAAGAGAUGCUCGCCAAAGAUGGCGUGCCGCAGGUGAUGACCGUCAGUAUGGAUAAAAUUACGUGCUGUGAUAUGCAAUACUAUGCUUUACCGGAGCGAAGACGGCUCACAUCCGAACAGUCAAAUACUAUACGUAAGAAGAAAAAUCACGAGUCCUCAUGGAAAAUUGAAAGGAAUUAUUCCUGUAUGGUGCAGACUGUCGGUGGGCUUAACGUCGAUCCAGGACGACUUGUAGAGGUUGUUUGCCAAGCUGGUAUAUACCAUGGUGGAAAGUCACUUUGCGAACCGCAAAAGACGAAAGUGGCUGUGGUGUCGAAGGAAGGCGAGGCCCAAUGGGAUGAGGAGUUACAGUUUCCCAUCAAAGUGUGCAAUGUGCCGCGGAUGGCUAGGCUCUGUUUUGUUAUAUACGAAAUAUCCAAGGCUAAGAAUAAACGGAGAGGAAAGGAUAAUAAGGACGCGAUCAACCGUCUGGCGUGGGUGAACACGAUGGUGUUCGACUACAAGGAGCAGCUGCGCACGGACGCGGUGACGCUGUUCAUGUGGACGCACGUGGCGGACGAGACGCAGGGCGACGACGUGCUGCUGCACCCGCUCGGCACCGUGCUGUCCAACCCCAACACGGACUCGUGCGCCGCGCUGCAAGUCAGGUUCUCCAAUUACGAUUGUCAACAUCCAAUCUUAUUUCCGAAACAAGAGGCGAUAAGAACGUAUGCGGAUCAAUUGGAAAAUGGUUCGUUAGAAAUGGCGAGACUGACUGAUGAUUUCGAGAAACUUCGAACUACAGCUGAAAAGGAUCCUAUGUAUGAGAUGCACGAACAGGACAAGAAGGAUAUUUGGGCUGCCAGAGAAUAUUUCCAAACGCAAGCGCCUGAGCUGUUGCCCAAAUUACUAUCUUGCGUGGAGUGGACGGAGCGGGCGGAAGUGGCCCGAGUGGCCAAGAUGCUGUCCAACUGGCCGAUGCUGAGGGUGGAAUCGGCUUUGGAGUUGCUGGACUAUGCGUAUGCGGACGCGGCUGUGCGGAGCUUCGCCGUGGAGUGCUUGGCUAAGAUUAGUGACGAAGACUUAUUAUUAUAUUUAUUACAAUUAGUGCAAGCGCUAAAACACGAGUCGUACCUGACGUGCGAUCUCGCGCGGUUUCUGCUCGAGCGGGCUUUCAAAAACAUGACCAUUGGGCACUAUCUCUUUUGGCAUUUACGGUCGGAGAUGCACGUACCGUCGGUGUGCGUGCGCUUUGGUCUGGUGCUGGAGGCGUACUGCCGCGGCUGCCAGGAUCACAUCAACACACUUAUGCGCCAGAUCACGUGCUUGGAUAAGCUCAAGUGGGCGAGUCAAUGUAUCCGCAAGAAGAAAGAGAUAUCGAAGGCUCGAGCGGCGCUCAACCAGCACCUGCAAGAGCCGCAUUGUAUGGAGACGCUGUGUGAUUUUGUGUCUCCGCUUACGCCCAGUCUUGUUUGUAAGCGGAUUAAGCCAGAUCGAUGCACGGUAAAAGACAGUAAAAUGCGGCCGUUGCUGCUCGAGUUUGAGAAUCUGGACCCUACCGGCACGGACAUAAGGAUCAUAUUGAAGAUCGGCGACGACCUCCGGCAGGACAUGUUCACGCUGCAGAUGCUCAGGAUCAUGGACCGGAUAUGGAAGAACGCGGGUUAUGAUUUUAGAUUGAACCCGUACAACUGCAUAUCGAUGGAGUACGCGGUGGGCAUGAUCGAGGUGGUGGACGAGGCGGAGACGGUCGCCAACAUACAGAAGCAGAGCGCGCUGUUCAACGCGGCCUCCACCAUCUCCAAGGCGAACCUGUUCCAGUGGCUCCGCAAGCAGAACCAGAGCGAGAGCGCGCUCAACAAGGCGGUGGAGGAGUUCACCAUGAGCUGCGCCGGCUACUGCGUCGCCACCUACGUGCUGGGCAUCGCCGACCGGCACCCGGAUAACAUUAUGGUCAAGAAGACUGGCCAGCUCUUCCACAUAGACUUCGGCCACUUCCUCGGGCACUUCAAGCAGAAGUACGGGUUCAAGCGCGAGCGGGUCCCGUUCGUGCUGACGCACGACUUCAUACACGUGAUCAACAAGGGCCAGCGCGGCGGCGUGGGCGAGCAGCUCGACUUCAAGAUAUUCAAGGAGCUCUGCGAGACCGCCUUCAAAAUACUCAGAAAGCACGGCCACCUCAUACUGUCCCUGUUUUCUAUGAUGAUCUCAACUGGACUGCCAGAAUUAAGUUCGGAGAAGGACUUACAAUACUUGCGAGAGACUCUGGUAAUGGAUCUCUCCGAAGAGAAGGCGAUUGAGCACUUUCGUAUGAAAUUCGUCGAAGCGCAGAAGAACUCAUGGACGACCUCCUUCAACUGGGCGUUCCACAACUUCGACAAGAACAACUGACAGUGAUCCGUGCGACGGCUGAAGAAACAGCCGUCGAAAUACACGCCACAGACAUUGUAAACUGAACUCUAAUACUUAUAAAAUAAAGCUCAGUUUAGUGUAACGAGUGACCGUGAUCGUGGUGCGCGCUGUUCGGCCGGGUCCCUUUCCGUGUGUGCGCUUCCAAAUUCAAAGACAUUCGAUGCGGAUUCGAAAUUUUUGAAAAUCGAACUCGAUUUUGAAUAUUGUUUCUAGAAACAUUUGAACGUUCUAUGUUUAUUUCAAAGACGAGUUUGAUUGGAAUAUAAUAUUAGUGCCCGUUUUUCUAUAUACAAGUUAAAUCUAAAUAAAUAAAUGUAAUGCUAUCUCAUGUCAUUUAAAGCAGAAGAAAGAGAUGGCAGGAAAUUAUGCUAUUUAAAUUACUGGAUGAUUGUGAAACAGGCCCGUAGUAUUGUUAAGAGCUUUGGUUAAACUGUAUUUAACGAUUAUGAUAAGCUUAAUAUAAAAUGUUGAAGAUGAAGAAGCUAUAUAUGAUAUAUUUAACAUGCAUAAUUCAAUGAUUUUGUGAAAAUCUCGCAAGUCAUAAAAUCUGUUAUAUUGAAGAUAUACUCUUAUAUUUCAAUCUUUGGUAUAGCUUAAAAUUAUAGAAAAUAUUAGAAAAUAUUGUUCCAUGUCGAUAUUAAAUUAUUAUUAAUACAAGUCAAAAAUUCAAUAGAAGUAAUAUAUAAUGUGUCGUGUUUGUUAAAUUUGUAAUUACUACUCGAUUCUCUGAAUACAUUUAUAAUUGCAUUCAUUAAAAAUAUAUUUACGAACGCAAGUUGCAUUGGGAUUUUUGCGAAUGAAUCUAAUUCUAUGAUACAUGUAUAUCCAAUUGUAUAUCAAUAUUAAAUAUUAAAAAAAAAAAACAAAUAAUUCAAAUAUACAUAAAGAAAAACAAUAUUCGAUAUCCCCCGUAGUUUGCAAAUUAUACAAAACAAAUAAAUAAAAUAGUUUUGAGAAAAUAUGACAUUUAAAAACAUAAAAUAAAUAUUGACCUUGCUAUAUGAAUCGUGUUAUAUAAUUAAACAAUAUACUGGUCGCAGGAUGCUUAUAUCUUAAACAUGGAGUAUAUUACAUAAAAGCUUCGAUAUAUACGGAAGGAUAUAAAGAAUUUAUUUAAUAUGUAUAUGGAGUUAUAUUGGUAUAGGUAAGACCGUAUGAGAUUCUCAGUUCUUUAUUUUUUUUUAUACAAAAUUAAAUUGCAUGCAUUAAGAAAUAACAAACUAGUUAAAAUAUAUACUAAAAUAUCUAUCAGUUUCACCCUAAAAUAUAUAGACAUAAAUGGAAGCUAAAUAUAAAUGUUUAUGUGCCUAAGAUGCGAAACCGUUUAAUCGUACUAUAUCUAUAACGGACAGACAAACGAAUUUUCACUAUAUUCAAAUAAGUAUAAAAUAAAAUUACGCAUUGAAAUUGAAUAUACUAUACUAAUUAAAUAAAAAGAUUGUCUUUGCUUUUUGUAAUUCGAUAUGGUGCGGUGAAUAGGCGAGGUUUUAAAUGACGGUGUCUUAAUAUCUUCAUAUAUGAAAUGAUUCGUAUUAUCCUUUAGGUACAUAUCUAGUAUUUUAACAUAUAAUCGCUAGCGCAUAUUAUAUAUACAUAAAAUAAGUAUUUAUAUGUCAAUAUCCCAACUUAUAUGCUUAUCAUUAUGUAUACUAUUAUCGUAGAAAUAUUAUAAUUCGGCAUAAGCCGGUAUUCUGUGCAUAUUUUAAGAUGGAAAUGAUUUCUAUCUGAGCUAGUCUACGCGAUCUUUUAAAGUCAAGGAAAUGAAAUAAAUACGAUACUAAAUAAUCACAUUCAUGCAUAAAGUGACUGCAUUUAUGAAGGAGAAAAUACUUUCGAAUGUCAUGCAUGUGUUCGUAUGACUGAUGUAGCAUGUCGCUUUAAUUAUGACGUCAUUAAAUGAAUUUAUAAAACACAUAAUAUUUGUAUAAACAACGGCAUUACACGGAUAUUCGCGUUUUUAUUAAGCACCACGCAUUGAAUGAAAAAUAUCACUCACGAUAAAGUGUUAUAUAAUUGACUAAUAUUUGAUUAAGAAUUCGAUCGAAAACGGAUACAAAUAAUGACAUUUAGAAUCAAGGAUAUUCACAGAACACCGGCUCGUAGCCUAAAUCGAUGAGUCGAAUUAUCGUUAGCUAAGCUCUCAAAAUGCUAUUAUCCACUUUAUAAUCAGCGCAUUAGAGGUCAAAUUAGAUCGGAUAUAGGCACAUAUGAAUAGCCUUAUUAGCUUAUUUCUAAGACAGCGUCGGAUUACGUCACGCACGCAUGGCGACGCACGAAUGAAAGUGGACGCAUGCAUGCGAAGUAAGGGCUGUUAUACAUAUAAAACGGCGAAUUAUAUUUGAAACAACCAAUCGGCUUUCAGUAUCGCCCGUUAAUUAAAUUCUCAUGGUUGUUAAAUCGCUGUGAGAACUAGCCCUAAUGCGAAGGGUGUACGAGCGUGUGGCGGCCAUUUUGGCUGUGAUAUAUUAGCGCGGUUUGCGUACGCGCAAUUUGAACGUUUUCGUAACGAGUGAAAACUUGCGGAAUGAGGUAGGCGAAGAUGGAAAUGUAUAGGUAAAUAAUUAUUAUUUUCAUUUGAAACAUUUUAUGCGAAUGCAAUGUUAUCGUGAAAGUCUUUAACAGCGCUCGCUGAGAAAUUUUCUUUGAUGUCUUUUCGGUAAUGUAACUUUGAUAUUGUAAUUUCUAAAUUGAAUGAUGGUUUGGGAAUGAUGUUGGAAGACUGAUUGUACAACGUUAAAUAACUAAAUGAGUCGAGAUGGAUACAGUGAAAUUUCAAUCGUAUUUUCGUACUUUAAGGGUAGUUUUCGUUUGAGCCGUGUGCUCGUUAGAUAUAGGUGCCGUAUACUCGAGUUAUUUAUAGUUUUUUUUUUAUGUUUUAGAUAUCGAAAAGGUUAUUGUAAGGGCUGCCACCGCUCGUACCCGACGUUUAUUUAAAUUUAGUGAAACGCUCUCAUUGGCAAAUUUUUAGAUAUAAGUAGCGAACACGUUGAUUAGCUUUUUUAAUACGAACCAUGAUGUAAGGUAGUUGGUAGAUAUCAUAGGUGUAGCAGUAUUAUAUCGUAGGGUUGGAGUUUUUUUUUUGUUUUUAAUUUUUUUAUAACGUCUGGCUACCUCAUGGUGUCGUGUACUGAACUUUAAGUUAUUCUGUUUAAGUAUUUUGCUUAUUGUUGUGUUAACGGUUUGAAAUUUAUACGAAUUAGUGGUGAAAAUAAUGAAUUCAAAUAUAUUUGUGUAUGCCAUUGACAUCGUAAUAGAUGGUUCAUUCACUAAUCCCGUUUCAAGAAUAAAGCUUUCUUUUCUCACUUAUCUUUCGUCUCGCUGAAUACAGUCGUUGUUAUGUUAUGCCAUCUUUAUAAUUGUACGGAGGACGUUUUUUAUAUUGCUUUCUAUAACGUUGUUAGGGUAUAGAAGUGUAAAUGGAUGAAAAAAUUGCGAUUUUCGAAGCCGAUUUUUCUCAUGUGCAAAUUAUUUGAUUGCUUUUUCUCUUGAAUUUAAUGGUACCACUAAUUCGUAUUAAACUCAAAACAAACUUGAAUAUUAACAAUUAUAUUCCCAUACGUGAACCUACUAUCGAAUCGUUUAAGUCUAAAAAGAUUUUCGGCGUAUAUAACUCAGAUCGCUCCCGUAUAGUGCGAGAUAUAAUAUCUAUAAAAAAUGUUUAAGUUUAAGUACACGAGCUACGUUUGUGCAAUGUAAAUACUGUCUUUAUUUAUAUUUUAUAAAAUUGUGGGAGCUUGUUUUUAGUUAAAUAUGUAUAUCUUUUAAGGUGCUACCUAAAACGUUAACGAUACGUUGUUUUUAAUAGGUUAGGAAACAAGCGUUUUAAAAUCAAUAUUAAGUUCAUUGAAUUAUUUUCGUUAAAGCUUUCGAUUUCAAAAGAUUAAAAAAUCAUCAAUUGAUAAAUACGCAAUUUAGCACCCUCCCGUUUCAUUCUGUUAAAAAAAAUAUAAUAUCCCGCUAGUAUAAGUCCUUCAGUGUUCAUAGUGUUAUAGUGUCUAAACAAAUUCUAUGGAAAAUCACUUUCAUAGUAUUUUGUUGUUAUACUUUAGGUACAUUGAAAUAAAUUGCCACAAUAGAUACUUUUAAGUCGCAUCCAAUAAAUAUACACUAUUGCCUUUUUGUUUACAUAGUAUAAGUCGGUUUAUUUCCUUAUAGAUCCCACCAUAUAUUAAGUCAAAUAAACGUAUGAAGUAGCACCUUAAGAUUUUGUUUGUUUGGUCGGAUACCGUUGAAUCAUUGUAUAGAAUUCACCAAAUAUUUUCAACGUACGGCACGAGAGAUGUAGUUUCUAAGGUUUAUUUUUUAAUCGACUAUAUUAGCUAUGGUUUAAGAUUAUUUAAGUUUCACGAUACAUCUCAAGUCUGUAUACAAUAAUAGUUCCUUUGUUGUGUCAUUUAUCAUAUACGAGUUACAGAAGAAAUGUAAAGGAUAUUUGUUUAUUGUAUAAAUAAUUUACCGAUUAAUUUUAUUUGCUAUCUCAAAUAUGAUUUUUUUGAAUAAACA